ACUACUUGUGUAAGUACUCAAGGGCCAUGGCUGACGCCGACGCUGCAAGACCACGACCUGGAAGGGUGCCAGUGGCGCCCAAGUCUUCGCCCGCUGCACCAGGCCUUGCGUCUUACUUUUCCACACUAGACCCUCUAGCUGAGCCAGGGUACGAUAAAUUGCAGCAGCUUUCAGCGCUUGAACAAAACGGAGUGUUGCGUGAUGAUGCCUUUCGCGCUGCGUCCGUUGUCGCGCACAUUUGGAGCUCGCAGGCUCUCGCUGGGCUGGCUCGGCAAGGCCGACGCUCCGCAGUGGCCAGGCGUAUUUUUGUUAGCACGGGCAAGUGGUUUGAUAACACGACUAAAAGCAUCUCAUCAACCACGAUCCGGACUGGCCGCGCGCUGCUCCGGGCGGACGUGCUGAGCUCCUACGCCCGCUACCUGGCGAGGGUUGGACAGCCGGGCACGGCUGAGGCUGCUGGCGCCAGCGGCGCCCCCCUGACUCUCGAGCAACAGCUACGGCGUGAUGAGGAGGACGCCGAGGUGGUGGCCGUCAUCACCCAAGUGCUGGAAUCGCUGGCCGCACUCGCCCGCGACGAGCCCUCCUCGCAGCACCCGCAGCGGGUGCAGAAGCCGGCGGCUGCAGGGGCCAGCAAGGCGGCUGGCAACACGCAGCCCCCCGCCCCGCCUCCCCCGCCCUCCCUGGGCUCCGAGCUGCGCUCCGGCCUGAGCCGCAGUCAGGUGCUGGAGCACACCGCGGCGGCACUGCUGCGGCUGGCGGCGGCGGCGCCCGCGGAGGCGCCGCCCCCGGCCACCGCGCCGCCGCAGCAGAUGUGGGUCCACGUGACACAGGCGACGUGUUACCUAUGCUGGAGCCUAAAACGGCUGCUGUCUAAGAAGGGGUGGGACGUGUCCCUGGCAAACUGGCACGCGCUGGUGCCGUCGGGAGCACGCACGCCGCCGGCAGCCGCCUCCAGCAGCGCAGCACCUGACGCGGACGCAGCGGAGAAGGCCGCACAAGCCGCCGCCGUCAAGGAGCGGGCGGCUCAGGUGCGGCCGCUGCUGUCCGGCCCGUGCCUGCAGUUCUUCCUGUGCUGGGCCCUGGGCUGCACCCGUCUGACGGUGGAGCAUGUGGCCGGGCUGGGCGGAGAACCCCAGGAGGUGGUGGGAGCGGGUGCAGACGCUGCUGCGGAGCUGGCGUUGCAGCCGCGGCUGCUGAUGCGGCCGCUGCAGCCCUCGCUCCGCCCGGUGACCGAGGACCAGCUGGAGGCUUCGUGCCUGGUGCUGGCGGUGGCGUCACUGGCGUUUCAGGUCACAGUUGGUGGCGGCGGUGGCGGCGGCGGUGGCGGCGGCGGUGGCGAUGGCGAUGUGGCCGGCGCAGCGACUGGAGGGCCUCGUCCGCAGCCGCAGCAGCAGCAGCAGCCGCAGCAGCGGGCGUGCACCACACCCUACCCGCCUGCUUGCGUCUACGAUGCGGUGCGGAGUGUGUUGCCCAGCUUCUGCGCCCCCCAGCUCGACGACGAGGACGUUGACAGCGGCCCGGAGCGGACCGACGGCACCCUGCUGCUGGUGCGGCUGAUCGGAGAGCUGCCGAGCCGGGCGGCGGCGGCGCGGCUGCCGGGGCUGUGGCGGCUGCUGCUGCUGGAGAUAGAUUGCGGCCUUCUGAGCGAGAUGCAGGACUCCCUGCCCAAAGCCGCGCGGCUGCUACUGCCGAACGAGCUGAAUGCGAGGGCAACGGCGGCGGCAGCCAGCGGGGCGGUGCUGCUACAGCCGCCGCCGGGCCUCAGCUACAGCCUGCGCUGCGCGCUGGACGCGGGGCUGCUGCCGACACUGGAGCGAAUGCUGCGUGUCCCGGAUGCGUGGUCCGGCCCUUGUGGCGACAAGGGUGGCACCUCAGGUGAUGACGCACAGGCUGAGGACGACUGCGACGGCAGUAGCACUGGCAUUGGCGGCAGCAGCAGUAGCACCGCCACACAAAUGAUGCUACUGCUAAUGGUCGUGCUGGGCGCCACGGGCGUGUGGCCGGCGCUGCUGGCACACGGCCCCGUGCACCAGCUGGUCAGCCUCAUUGCCAGCCUGGGCGCCGUGUGCACGAAUGAGUUGUUGCUGGAGCGCCACAGCGCGUUGAGAAACCGAAUGGUGGUCGGUUUCGCGCUCACGUCGCUUCUGCAACAAGCGGUUGACAUGCUGGACUGGGGCGUUGGUGGCGGGGCUGUGGGGGGUCGGGCCUACACUGCUGCCGCACCGGCACAGGCGCCGGAGGCGGAGGGACCGCAGCAGGCACAGCAGCAGCUGUCAAAGAGCCAGAAGAAAAGGCUUAAGAAGAAGGCAGGCGGCGGCGGCAGCGGCGGUGGUGACGCCAGCAGCAGCAGUGGUGUCAGCGCCAGCAGCAGCAGUGGUGUCAGUGCCAGUGCCAGCGCCAGUGCCACUUCGGGCACCGGCACUGGCAUCGGCACCGGCACCGGAGCCAUGGACAUGUGGUUUGCCUUCUCCGGCGGCGAGCCCGACACCGGACCCGUGACAUUCCCUGUCAUGGCGGCGUACGGCGGCGCGCCGCGCGCCGGCUCGGCGGCGGCGGCGCAGCAGGCGCUGCUGGUGUCCUUCGCACUGCAGCAGUGGCUGCCGGCGCUGAUGAUGCUCGCUGCGUACUACUGUCGUAUCUUCUGCCGGCCGCCCCAGGCUCAGGAGCAGGCCGGGGCCGCCGCCAAGAGGGGAAGCGGGGGCAGCGACGACGACGAGGAGGACGGCACCAUCCCCCAGACCCUGCGGCUGUGCGCCGCUGUGUUGCGGCUGCUGACGCGUGUGGCCAUGCGGGCCGCGGCGCUGGCGCAGGCCGUACGGGGCGCAGGGGGCGCCGGCCCGUCCUCCGGCUCCGCAGCCCCGCUGUCGGCGCAACAGCAACAGCAGCUGCGGGAGUGGGGGCAGGAGCUGGCCGGCUGGGAGUCUGGCGUGUUGGAAUUGUGCGGCUGCAGCCUGACCCAGAUGGUGAACAGCCUGACGUCGCCGGCGCUGGUCAACACGGCUGCGGGCCGGGAGCUGGAGGGGGCGCUGCUGGAUGCCAUGCAGGCUUACGCGCUGUUCCACCCCCAGUACAUGCAAGACAUCCUGAGCGGCUGCAUCUUUGUGGUGGACAGCGAAGACUUGAAGGAGGCGGCGAAGCCGGGGAAGGGCGCACGCGGGCGCGGGGCGCCGCAGGCGCUCAAGCGCAAGCCCACGAUGGCGCUUGUGCCGGCCACCAUGGCCAAGGCGGCGGAGCGCCAGGGCCGGCGGCCGCUGUCUGCCUUCUUGGACAGCACGGGGGCAGCCUGCAGCCAGUUGUGGAUCCUAAACGCGCUGGAUAAGGCGGUAGCCGGUGCUGCUGGACCAUCGCAGCAGCAGCAGCAGCAGCAGCGAGACCCGGCCAUAGAUCGCAAGAUUGAGGCGCUGAGCAAUGCGGCCAGGGCGCUGGUGGAGCAGGAGGCGGCGGCGCUGUGGCGGGCGCUGUGUGCGGAGGGUGGGGCGGACUGGCGGCGGCGGUGGGAGGCAGCGGGGAGAAGGGGCAGUGGGGACGCCGGGCUGCUGCUGUCGCCAGAGGAGGUGCGGGCGCGGCUGCGGGAGGCGGGCGUGGUGAUGGGCAGUGCCGCGGUCGAGGAUGCGGGUCCUGCUGGUGUCAGCGGCAGUGGCAGUGGCGGCAGCGCAGCCGCGGCGCCGGGCGGUCUGCUGUGCGGCAGUCCCAUCUGCACCCGCCUGCGCGGCCCCAGCGCGCUCGUCCCGCCGGGAGCCGGCGUGGGCUGCCCGCACUGCCGCCAGGUCACCUACUGCUGCGCCCAGUGCCGGCAGCAGCACUGGGGCACGGGGCGCCACGGCGAGUUUUGUGUGGGCGUGAAGGCGGCGGCGGGGGAAGACACGCCGGCGGCGCGGCAGUGGACGCACAUUGUCUUGCCGGCUCUGUGAGGGAAAGAAUGGGGUGGACUGGCAUGGGGCCACCACCUGGUGGCCGUCCACUGAUGCAGCGGACACAGUGCUGAUGCAUGGAAGGCUGGGGAUGGUCGUGCCCAUCUGACUGUCCCUUUCGGUACCGGAAAUUGCCGAAUGCAUUUGGAAGUUGUUGCGUGGGGCGUGUCGGUCGGUUGGUCGGUCGGUUGUACCGUACCCUACCGAUGGUUGUACCGGGAGUAAGUAGUAACGGCUUCACUUUAAGGGGCGUGGCACUGGCGCUGUGUGCCACCCAGUUCCGCAACGAGCAACCAUGCGCGUGUACUAGGAUAUGAAGCAAGCGCCACAAGGAUUGUUACGGCACCAUGCUUGGGCAGGCGGGCGUGUGUGAUGGACCUGGAACAGCUGGUGAGUGAUGACGGGCAGGGGACAGGUAGGGCCCAGUAUGGGGCUGGAGUUCAGGGGUGCGAAAGUUGCUGCUGACUUAUUUCGGCCGCAGGAGGGGGACCUCGGCGGGCAGGUGGCAGACGGUUGCUGAGGGUGUGGCAGGUACGGCUGACCGCGACUGGGGUUGACCAGAUUAUGCAUGGAGAACGUAUUAGAAAGCACAAGGGGAUUAAUGGAUGUGUGCGUGCGUGCGUGUGGCGCAACUGCGCAUAUGGCGCCGCUGCGUCACGUUGUCGCCGCCUGGUGCAGUGCCCCCGCAGGAUUGGGUGCAGGGCAGACGUGUUUCGGGGUUUGUGCACACGCAGACUCGCGGGUGCAUGACGACGUAUGUUGCAGGCUUGCUUGGGACGGCACUAGGCUUGCCGGUGCGGGCAGACGGGCAGUUGCACGCGUGCCGGCCAUGCUGCAUGGCUACAUAGGCCAUGCAAGGUAUGACCCAUGGCAAUUUUGGGUCUUCUGUUGCAAGUGAAUCUCUUACAUGUGGAGGCUGGAAAGCCCCCGCCCCGCACAGCAUCUAGCAACUUGCAGGGCCUUUGUACCAUACCCUUGGCAUGGCAGACGGUUCCCAGUGGAAUCCACUGGAAACAUCAAAGAGUGCGGGAGUCGAAGCAGUGGACCGGUAUGGCCUAUGGCAGCGGGUAUUUGGCGUGGGGCGGGAGCCGAGCGGGCGGCAGAGACGGGCUCGACAGACUGGGA
This is a messenger RNA of Chlamydomonas reinhardtii, 5036 nucleotides long. RefSeq lists its product as uncharacterized. The coding region runs from base 27 to 3911 and encodes 1294 amino acids. The transcript has a single exon. The record is from RefSeq and is a predicted model, not a curated record. Gene Ontology annotation, molecular function: kinase activity. NCBI's taxonomy places the organism in Eukaryota, Viridiplantae, Chlorophyta, Chlorophyceae, Chlamydomonadales, Chlamydomonadaceae.